AUGCCGGGGUGGUACCAAUGUGCCGAUGUUCUAUCGGCGGUGGAUGCAUAUGAUGCGCUGGGUGUGGAGCCGGGGCCUGCUGAUGCAGGGCACUCACCUUUGCAACGAUCAAUGCAUCUCUCUACGGUAUCAACGAAGAUCAUUACCCAAUGCUACAAUCGCACCAUGCAAUGUGUUGGUGAAAACACUGAACAAGCUAGAUGUGUGAUCAAGUACUACGACAUGCUACAAGGGAAGUCGCGUGAAUCCUAUGACAUGCGGCGAUUCAGGGACAAUACGCAGGCUGCAGCAGCAGGUUCUGCACAGGAGGUCGCGCGUGCUAGGGGUUCACAUGCAGUACAACCUCCUUUGCCGCCUCCUAACGAAUCGCCUCAAGAUGAUGAUGACGAGGAUGAUACUAUGGAGAAUGACGAUGACAAAGCAAACCCUAAAGGUAGCGCAUGGUUCCCUUGGCGAAGUCCCCAAGCUAUGUGCACCGCCAAGGAAGAACCCGGGGAUCACGAAAGAUGA
This is a messenger RNA of Cladocopium goreaui, 510 nucleotides long. NCBI's taxonomy places the organism in Eukaryota, Dinophyceae, Suessiales, Symbiodiniaceae. The record is from the annotation of a GenBank genome assembly.